Molecule: messenger RNA, 3405 nt
Organism: Carya illinoinensis
Lineage: Eukaryota; Viridiplantae; Streptophyta; Magnoliopsida; Fagales; Juglandaceae
Product: putative calcium-transporting ATPase 13, plasma membrane-type
Exons: 1
Coding region: 1-963 (320 amino acids)
Cellular component (GO): intracellular membrane-bounded organelle; membrane
Molecular function (GO): ATP binding; P-type calcium transporter activity; ATP hydrolysis activity
Source: RefSeq, a predicted model, not a curated record
AUGUCUAGCAUUCUCUUGGCAAUAUUGGACCCCAUUGAUUCUUUACUUCUUGCACCAGGCACCCUUAGCCGAGCCAACAAGAGAUGGCACUCCGCUUUUGUGACCAUAUAUUGUUCUAGAGCCCUACUAUCUUUAUUCAACAAUUCUCUACCUCAUAAGAAAAAAAUUGAGGUUUCGCGCAGUCCUUUCUUUACUGUGGAUUUCAAACCGGACUAUGGUUUCAAAAUUGAUCAAGCAAUUCUCACUAAGCUUGUGAAAGACAAAGAUGUUGACAAUCUCCAAGACAUUGGAGGAGUUCUAAGAGUAGCAUCUAGUCUUGAAACCAAUGUUGAAUUUGGGAUUCCUGCUGAUCUUGUAGACAUUGAUCACCGUCACGAGGCUUUUGGCCAAAACACCUAUGAAAGACCUCCUACAAAGAGUUUCUUCAAUUUCAUAGUGGAAGCCUUCAAGGAUCUUACCAUUUUCAUCCUUUUAGGAUGUGCUGCAUUAUCUCUUGCAUUCGGCAUAAAAGAGCAUGGAAUAAAAGAAGGAUGGUACGAUGGCGGAAGCAUAUUUGUUGCUAUAUUUCUUGUCAUUGUUGUUUCUUCUACAAGUAACUUUAGGCAAAAUAGACAAUUUGACAAGUUAUCCGAAGUCAGCAACAACAUCCAAGUUGAUGUUGUAAGAGCUGGGAGACGUCAACAGAUAUCGGUAUUUGAAAUUGUUGUUGGAGAUGUCGUUUGCUUAAAGAUCGGAGAUCAAGUACCGGCAGAUGGGCUAUUCUUAGACGGGCACUCAUUGCAAGUGGACGAAUCCAGCAUGACAGGGGAGAGUGACCCCGUAGAAGUAGAUUGCAGUCAUCCAUUUUUUAUUUCCGGUACAAAGGUUGUCGAUGGAUAUGCUCGAAUGCUUGUCACUUCGGUUGGUAUGAACACAACAUGGGGCGAGAUGAUGAGCUCAAUCAACCGAGACACCAACGAAUAGACACCUUUACAAGCUCGCCUCAACAAACUAACUUCAACAAUAGGCAAGGUUGGUUUGGCAGUUGCAUUUCUAGUUCUCCUAGUCUUGUUGGUUCGCUACUUCACAGGAAAUACAAAAGAUGAGAAAGGAAAUAGGGAGUUCAAUGGUAGCAAGACCAAGGUUGAUGAUAUAGUGAACACUGUAGUAAAGAUAGUAGCUGCUGCAAUUACUAUAGUCGUGGUUGCAAUUCCAGAAGGAUUGCCCCUGGCUGUCACUCUUACACUUGCUUAUUCCAUGAAGAGAAUGAUGGCGGAUCAAGCAAUGGUUCGGAAGCUUUCUGCCUGUGAGACCAUGGGUUCUGCCACCACCAUUUGUACUGACAAAACAGGCACUCUCACACUAAACCAAAUGAAGGUUACAAAGUUUUGGCUUGGGAAAGAAUCUUUUUUGGCAAAUGCUUACUCGUCAAUUGCUCCAUAUAUUCUUGAAUUGUUCCAUGAAGGAGUUGCUCUGAACACAACUGGUAGUGUUUUCAAGCCUAAUUCAGGAUCUGAAAUCGAGUUCUCAGGUAGUCCCACUGAAAAGGCAAUUCUUUCGUGGGCUGUUCUGGAGCUAAACAUGGAAAUGAAGCAAUUGAAGCAAAGUCGAACGAUUAUUUUCAUCGAAGCAUUCAAUUCCAAGAAGAAAAGAAGCGGGGUCCUGAUGAGGAGAAUGGUAGACAACACAACACAUGUACACUGGAAAGGAGCUGCAGAGAUGAUACUGAAGAUGUGUUCGAGCUACUAUGAUGCUUCUGGAAUUAUUAAAUAUCUAGAUGACGUUGAGAAGAUGAAAUUUGAGCAAAUUAUUGAAGGUAUGGCAGCGAGCAGCCUCCGAUGCAUUGCUUUUGCGCAUAAAGAAGUUUCAGAAGAAUAUAAUGGAGAUGAUAAAGAAUGUAAAAAGCUAGAAGAUGACGGUUUGAUCCUUUUAGGAUUGGUGGGAAUUAAGGACCCAUGUCGUUCAGGGGUGAAGAAAGCCGUGGAAGAUUGUCAAUAUGCUGGUGUCAACAUCAAAAUGAUCACAGGAGACAAUAUUUUCACGGCUAAAGCUAUAGCCACUGAAUGUGGGAUACUAGCGCCUAGUCAGGACAGUCUCAGCGGAGCAGUAGUAGAAGGCGAGGAAUUUAGAAACUACACACCAGAGGAGAGAUUGGAAAAGGUUGAUAAAAUUUGUGUGAUGGCAAGAUCCUCUCCCUUUGACAAACUUCUGAUGGUAGAAUGCUUGAAACAGAAAGGGCAUGUGGUUGCAGUUACAGGGGAUGGUACAAAUGAUGCACCGGCGUUAAAAGAAGCUGAUAUAGGACUUUCAAUGGGGAUUCAAGGAACCGAGGUGGCCAAGGAAAGCUCAGACAUCGUAAUUUUGGAUGACAAUUUUGCUUCCGUGGCCACAGUUGUCAUGUGGGGAAGGUGUGUCUAUAACAACAUUCAGAAGUUCAUCCAAUUCCAACUCACCGUAAAUGUUGCUGCUCUGGCGAUCAACUUUGUGGCAGCAGUUUCAGCUGGUGAGGUCCCGUUAACAGCAGUGCAAUUAUUGUGGGUGAACUUGAUUAUGGACACUUUGGGAGCUCUAGCUCUUGCAACUGAGAAGCCAACCAAGGAGCUGAUGGAAAAACCGGCUGUCGGUUGGACUGAGCCACUUAUUACCAACAUCAUGUGGAGGAACCUCCUAGCCCAAGCUUUAUAUCAGAUAGCCAUCCUUUUGACCUUGCAAUUUAAAGGUAAGCCCAUCUUUGAUGUGACCGAGAAGGUAAAAGACACCCUGAUCUUUAACACUUUUGUUCUUUGCCAAGUCUUCAAUGAAUUCAACGCAAGAAAGCUAGAGAAGAAGAAUGUCUUCAAGGGAAUACAUAGGAACAGGUUGUUUUUGGGGAUCAUUGCAAUAACCAUAGUUCUCCAGGUAGUCAUGGUAGAGUUUUUGAAGAAGUUUGCUGAUACAGAAAGGUUGAAUUGGGUGCAAUGGUGUUCAUGCAUUGGACUUGCAGCAGUAACUUGGCCAAUCGGUUGGAUUGUCAAGUGGAUACCUGUUCCACAGAGACCAAUUUUUAGCUACCUAAAGAUGAAAAAGAUAUGAAAUACUGCCACUCAAAUGCGCGCAUCUGGUCUCAUUUUAUACUAGUUUAGUUCUCCCAUUCUAUACCAAAUAUAAUAUGUGAGCACUAAUGUCGCGACGGAUUCCAAGUUGCUGAUAAAGUUUGGGCAUGAGGAGUUUAGGAGUCAGUAAUCGUUAAUAAGUUAUUUUUUAUAUUUAAGAAUAAAGGGAUAAAAUCCCUAUGUCAUUGUUGGUUUUGAAUAAAGUCCUUAUUAUAGUAUUGCAGUCAAACUUGUCCGUCGAUAAAGUAGAUAUAGUUGGAGUCUAUUUAAAGAGUCAAGUGCUACCAUAUGAGUCACCUUUUGAUGAAUUAAUAACGUUUAUUUUCAUUCCUGA